Messenger RNA from Epinephelus fuscoguttatus (brown-marbled grouper), 3787 nucleotides. Its product is annotated as hemicentin-2-like. The transcript has 5 exons. The record is from RefSeq and is a predicted model, not a curated record. Lineage: Eukaryota; Metazoa; Chordata; Actinopteri; Perciformes; Serranidae. Bases 50 to 1033 code for a protein of 327 amino acids.
AAAAAAGGAGGCACAGUAGUUCUUGUUUAACCUCACAGUGGAGUAAGACAUGAGAGACACCAUGAUACCCUACAGGAGGAGUCUUUACUGUGUUUUGCUGGUGGCACUAAUAGGUGCACCAGGUUUGGAGGCCUGGGAGCAGAUUUCCUGGACCGGUGAGGUGACGGCUGGUUUCAGCACCACUUUCACCUGUUCCUCUUCCUGCCGCCCAAACUGCACCUACACCUGGACCUUCGAGGGCCGCACAGUCAACGGGAGCACGUUAAUUUGGGCACCGAAUGGACUGGAAAAUACGGUGGUGUUACAGUGUAACGUGCUCAAUCCAGAAACAGGAGUCUCCAGCAGUAUGAGCUCCGUUGUAGAGAUUAAAAAUCGAGUGUCUGUGCAGCUCAGUCCACGAAACACUGUCCCAUCUCUCGACCGGCCACUGGACCUGGUCUGCCACGGUGCUCCAUCAGGUGACCCCUCACACCUGGAGAAUGAGGUGGUCUGGUACAAAGACGGACAGAAGGUGACCCUGCGUGAAAAUAUGCAGCUGCUGCAAAACAACCUCACACUUCACUUUGACUCACCGCUGCCCUCUGACGCUGGAUUCUACCUGUGUGAGAGUUCCGUGCCGACGCUUCAGCAGAUGAGAGUUUUCAGCCUGGGGUAUCUGCUCAGCUUUGAUCCGUGGGUCGUCAGCAUCAGCGGACGUGACACAGUGUUUCCUGGCAGAUUGAAUAAAUUCACCUGCUUGACGAGCUGUACCUUGAACGUGGACUGUACAGUCAGGUGGGAGUUCAGGGACGGUUUCCCCACCGGAACCUACUUUGCUGUCCAUCAAAAUAAGCUCCUGUGGACCCCUUCCAUACCGGGUACUGUCCAAAACUUCACCUGCAUAGCAGAAAAUACAGCUGUUGGACGCUCUGCUGAGGCCACCAAGAUGGUAGAAGUUAAAGGUGUUCCUGUCUCUGGAUCAGAGGCUGUGCCGCUCUGUGGACUGUUAACAAUGAUCGUCAGCGUGGGACUGCUGGUGCUUUUUGAUCCAUAGAGCUUAAACCUUUUUAAGCUUUAAUGAUUGUUUUUGCUGUUUUUGAAAUGUAUUUAUUUGCCUUUCUCUCUCCCAUAACACUAUGUUUAAUUUACAAUAUAAUAAUGAUAUAAUCUUCAUUCAUAACCACUUCUCAAAACAGAGUUACAAAGUGCUUUACAUGUCAAUAAUUAAAACAGACAAGGCAUGAAAACUUUUAAAAGAACUAAUAAAAACACAUGGUAUUUAAAAACUUAGGAAAUGACAGUCUAAAUGAACUUAAAACUUAAGUAGAAUCAGGGAAGGCUCUCUGAUUUUAAGUAUGUUUUAAGAAGGGACUUAAUCACUGACUCUAGGCUGUUCCAGUACAUCCUGGUGUGUAUACGGCACUACCAGGUCGGAGACAUAGCUGGGAGAGGGACCAUGAAGAGCCUUGAAAGUAAUCAGUAAAACCUUCAAAAUCUAUUCUACAACAUACUGGGAGCCAGUGUAAGGAGGCUAAAACUGGAGGGGUGCUAUCAUGUUUAAACACACUGGUUUUUCCAUUUUAAUAGACCAGCUUCAUGUCGUCAUCAAAUAUUGUGUACCCUGAAAUCCUGUAAAUAUAAGUGACAAAAUAUCUGCCAUGAAACAAAAUGAAAUGUAAGUGUGUGUAUAUACGUUUUUUUUAGGAAAACAGUUUAAAAUUGUGGGCUAUAAAACCCCAUAAUGGCACAGUUCCAAUCAAAAUACUAAUAUAUUUGACCAAUAUUUCAUAGUUAGUCAUAUACUUGACAGUGUACUCCUUUUACACAGUAUUAUUUAUAUAUCUUUCUCAUUGUUUGCAACAGCAGCAUCCAAAAUUAAUGUGAACCACAGGACUGCAAUAACAGAGUUUAUCCAUUUAAUGUGUCACCUGUUUUUCACCUGGUUACAUUUGACAGUGAAUGUCAAAUGUAACCUGAUGCAUACAAAGGCUCAGCACAAAUUUAUGGUGUAAUUUAAUUAAUAUACACACACAUACAGAGCUGCAGUAUUUUUUUACUACAGUGGAAUUUUCCAUUGUAUGUGUUAAAUAGUUUUAUGAAAGAUACAGUGACAUAGUUUUUAACUGUUGUCAUUUUCAUGGUGUUUGAGUGUUCAGCUGCCGUCACAUCCUGUUAAAAAAUGCUAACAUUUUGUAUUAUUAAAGGUCCAGUGUGUUGGAUUUAGGGAAAAGUUACUGGCAGAAAUGCAAUAUAAUAGAAUCAGUAUGUUUUCUUUAGUGUAUAAUCACCUGAAAAUAAGUGUCGUCUUGUUUUUGUUACCUUAGGAUGAUACAUUUUUAUCUACAUAGGGAGCUGGUCCCCAUCCACAGAGAUCACCAUGUUGCACCAUCAUGUUUCUACAGUAGCCAAGAACAGACAAACCAAGCAGCAGCCUCUUGGAGAGAAAGAGACCUCUAUGGAUAAUCUGUCUCUGUAAAAACCUCCUGAACAAUGAAUUCUCAACAAAUCCUAACUAGGAGUUCAUGCUUGACUCACAGAAGUCUCAGCUGGUCACCUGUAGAUGCCAGGAAAUCUUACAUACCGCUCUUGUUUUAUAAAUAAUAUCUCUGAUGGUGACACAUUUGUAAACCUUUUGUCGACACCGUUGCUGACUCUUGGUGUUUCCCAGCAUCAUGAGACAUUGUUUGACUUGAAGUUGACCUCUGACCUGGAUGUGUUACUAAUUCACUUUUUGUGAAGUCACCUUCUAUGUAGAGAAUAACUGACUUAUUAUACGGAUGUGUUUUUAAAGUGGCUGUGGUUAGUGACACACCAAUACCCCUCUUAGCCUCCUGAAACUGAACAAAUAAGACAGAUAAGAGAGUCACACAGAGCAAACACACGAGGGAGACAGAGGCCUCUGGUUGCUCUUGCAGCUGUCCUGUGACGCAACAACAUAAUCCAUCUCUUUUUGUUUGGUGUUGUCUCACCUGUUUCAUAUUAUUUUAGACCUCAGGUUUGGUUGGAAUGAGGAAGCAAAACUAAGAAACUAUUUAAAACUGUUCAUGUUAAAGCAACCACAUAUAAAGGUCUCCAUUCGACAGCAGAGCAAAGCUGAAGCUUCAUUCAAGUUUUAGUCGAAACAUCACAAACUAUAUAGGAACAAAAGAUGAAUUUCAGGCACUCAUGCGUGAGGCAGGAACAAAUGCGUUUGAAUUCAAUUAAAAAGACUUUAUUUCAAAUACAUGGCUGCUGACUUUAAAAACAUCAACCAGUCUUCGUCAGGGUGCAAACUAUAUGUUGUAAAUGUAUAGUCGUGGUAAAACAAAAUACAAAGACAACGAUUACAUGGCAUAUGUCAGUGGUAUAAUAUCUAUGAUUAACUGCACAAAAACUUGGACUCGCUUCUGUCCGUCAUUGAAAUGUUAAUGAUACUGAUUCUGUGCUCGUAAAGUAAAUCUCUCUAUUGUAUAUAUUUUCUUCUUUUCACUUGUUUUUAAUGAAAUAUGGCAUAUAAUAUAUGUUAUAAAAUGUUUCUAUGAUCUACAACUCUACUAGAUGUACUUUGCUCUUACCCAGCUGCACUAAAAUAUCUGUUUACUUUGAUCUUGGGGAGAAAAACAACAUCUUUUACCAUUCUUUUUUUUAUUUGCUUUUAUUUUCUUGGCUUUUCAAUUCUUAUUCUUUACUUUGUACCUCUCAGUUGUAGGCAUGGCAUGCUAUUCACUUCCCAAAGGGGGGCACUGUUCUCUCAGUUAACAAAAUUAAGUCCUUAUUCAGCUUUCUUUCACUGCACUGUAUGUGUUUCAGUGUAAUUCACUCAGAAUAA